AUGAUUGCUGGCGAAUCGCUAAAGGCGGAGGCCCAGCUGAAGAAGCGAAAGGAAGAGAAAGAAAUCGAGGAAACCCAGCGGGCUGGCUCCAUAAAAAAAAUUGCGGCUUCCGGGUGCUUUCUCGUGUUCAUUGGAGUCGUAGUAUUCUUCGCCGUUCAUGCGAGCAAGAUACGAGGCAAUCCCCAAGCCCAAACGAAGAAGAUGUGCACCACAAUAGACUGCGUUCAGCACAAGUUUCUGCUCCAAGAAGGAAUGGACGCCAGCGUGGAUCCAUGUGAGAACUUCACGGCCCACGUCUGCGGUAACACCAAGUGGGCCGACGUGAUGGUGUCCAGCACAGAACAAUACAUGAUGACGAAAUGGUUAAAGAACGGGGCGCUCUACAUGAGUAGCGGGAUAUUUAAUUUUCCUGUCACGAAGAAGGCGGAGGCUUUGUUCGCCAGCUGCAAGAACACGCGAAAGAGUGAAAUAGAAGAUAUGAGAAUAUUUAUGCGAGAGCGAGGUCUGCCUUGGCCCAAUAAGGCAGUCACGUCAAGGCAUCCCCUGGAUGUUGUUUUAGAUCUCUAUAUCAACUGGGGGGUCGUGUUCUGGUUUGAGAUCAGUCUUCCCACCCUGCUGCCGGGCACAAGAAGCAGUAUUUCGUUUUCUCGCUCAGGCAAAGCAAAGUUUGCUCGAGAGCGCAUGCUUGACGUCAAGAGCAAAAUGUCGGAUAUCGUUUACGCAAAGCGCUUUUAUGACAUCUCCAAUACCAAGGUACUGAACGAAAGCGACUUGGUGACACUACUUAAAAACGAGGAUGCCAUUCUUAAUAUCCUUGUUUCGAAUAUUCCACCAAAGCGAAAAAUAAUUUUGAUGCACCAAAUUGAGAAACUGACACCAAAUAUUUUGAGAGAUGAGCACUGGAUUACGUAUCUUAACCUUCAUUUGGGUUCCUACAAGCUCGGCGCAGAAGAUAAGGCACUCCUCGAAGACCAGCAGCUUCUGAUCGACAUAAAUAUGCUAUUUCAUAAGUUUAGCCACGCCGAACUUUUAGACCACCUCGGCUGGUGGUUUGUUCAAGAAUACCUUAUUCUUGCUUCGUCCGAGGCAUCGAGCGCUCUGCACGCCUACGAAAAUUCGCGAGAAAGUUAUAUCGCUUACGACUGCUACGCCGAAGUAGAAAACCAUUACAGGAAUCUAUUGUUUAUGGAAAGAAAACUCGCCAAAGAGAGGGGCGGGAAAGAUACGAGAAUUCCGCAAGAGAUAAUCGAACAUACAGUUUCACUUUUAGAAAGAAACAAGACCUGGGCCUUCGGAGAAGGCAGCCGAGAGGCUGUCAAGAAAGUCGUCAGGGAGAUAUCUCAGCUACCGCAAAUUCCCGACUCCGACAGCGGCGAGAGCAACCGGCAUUAUUUUGAGACCAUGUAUAACUCAUACCCUUCGAGCGAAAGAUCUUUCAUGAGGCUCUGGAUGGCCACUGCCACAGCCCACAAGAACGCAUCUGGCUGGCCGCUGAACGACACGCUACUGCGGCGACCUGUGACAAGCUCUUCCAUCGUUGAGUAUGACAUGUGGCAAAAUACUCUCUUCGUCACCCAGAGCGUGUACAACCCACCCGCCUUCUACGAGAACGGGUUGCAGUCAAUGAACUAUGGAGGACUGGGGACCCUGAUAGCCUUGCAGGUCGUCAAAGCGUUAAACCGUAAGGAUAGCCAGGUUGAACCAUCCUGGAACCCGAUAGACAAUGUCGGAGAAGGUCUUGGAGCACGGCCGGCGUGCCGUAACGUUGACCACAGAGUGCUCUUGCAAAUCGCUGCCGUGCAAGUCGCAUUCAGCGCUUACCUGGCCGCUGGAGGCGAAAAAUCGUCCCGUCUCAAAUAUCUCGAGAACUAUCCGCUCGAUCAAGUGUUCUUCUAUAGCCACUGCAAGACGAUGUGUGGACAAGGAGACUACUGCAGUGAUACCUUGAGGCACCUUGGAGCCUUCGCGAAAGCCUUCGAUUGCCCAGACAAUUCUUACAUGAAUCCACCUCAAAAGUGCACAUACUUUGAUUGA
This is a messenger RNA of Ixodes scapularis (black-legged tick), 2034 nucleotides long. RefSeq names its product membrane metallo-endopeptidase-like 1. The transcript is spliced from 3 exons. Gene Ontology annotation, molecular function: metalloendopeptidase activity. Gene Ontology annotation, biological process: protein processing. Gene Ontology annotation, cellular component: plasma membrane. NCBI's taxonomy places the organism in Eukaryota, Metazoa, Arthropoda, Arachnida, Ixodida, Ixodidae. The record is from RefSeq and is a predicted model, not a curated record. The coding region runs from base 1 to 2034 and encodes 677 amino acids.